Molecule: messenger RNA, 3606 nt
Organism: Chrysochloris asiatica (Cape golden mole)
Lineage: Eukaryota; Metazoa; Chordata; Mammalia; Afrosoricida; Chrysochloridae
Gene: SORBS2
Product: sorbin and SH3 domain containing 2
Exons: 21
Coding region: 1-3606 (1201 amino acids)
Biological process (GO): Notch signaling pathway
Cellular component (GO): dendrite; plasma membrane; synapse
Molecular function (GO): protein binding
Source: RefSeq, a predicted model, not a curated record
AUGAAUACAGAUAGCGGUGGGUGUGCUCGCAAACGUGCUGCCAUGUCUGUCACAUUAACAUCUGUGAAGAGAGUUCAAAGUUCUCCAAACCUAUUGGCUGCAGGGCGUGAUUCCCAUUCACCAGACUCAGCUUGGAGAUCUUACAAUGAUCGAAAUCAAGAGACACUGAACGGAGAUGCUACAUACUCCUCUCUCGCAGCAAAAGGUUUUAGAAGCGUUCAGCCAAAACUACAAGGGAAAAAAUCACCUAUUCAGAGCCAGAUAACAGUGAAUGGAAACUCUGCUGGUGCUGUGAGUCCAAUGAGUUACUACCAAAGGCCGUUUUCCCCUUCAGCUUACUCUCUACCCAGCUCGUUCAGCUCAAGCAUUACCAUGCCACAUGGACGAUCACUUGAUUCCACAGAGAUGUAUCCCCAGCACGCGCAGUCUCUGGACGGCACCACAGGCGGCACCAUACCGCUGUACAGGUCCUCAGAGGAGGAGAAAAGAGUAACAGUCAUCAAAGCCCCCCACUACUCGGGGAUCGGGCCAGUGAAUGAAUCCGGAAUCCCCAUAGCAAUUAGGACGACAGUUGACAGGCCGAAGGACUGGUACAAGACAAUGUUUAAGCAAAUUCAUAAGGUGUAUAAGCCUGAUGAUGAUACAGACAUGUAUAAUACUCCUUAUACAUAUAACGCAGGCCUGUACAACUCACCAUACAGCGCUCAGUCACACCCUGCAAUAAAGACCCAGACCUAUAGACCUCUCUCUAAAAGCCACUCGGACAAUGGUACAGAUGCCUUUAAGGAUGCAUCCUCCCCUGUGCCUCCCCAACCUGGUCCACCUCCAGUCCCACCACUUCGACCAAGAGAUCGAUCUUCAACAGAAAAGCAUGACUGGGAUCCUCCAGACAGAAAAGUGGACACAAGAAAAUUUCGCUCUGAGCCAAGGAGUAUUUUUGAAUAUGAACCGGGGAAGUCAUCAAUUCUUCAGCAUGAAAGACCAGCCUCCUUGUAUCAGUCCUCCAUAGACAGAAGCCUGGAGAGACCCAUGAGUUCUGCAAGUAUGUCCAGUGACUUUAGGAAAAGGAGGAAGAGCGAGCCUGCAGUAGGGCAGCCAAGUGGUUUGGGAGAUCACAAUUCAAGCAGGAUCAGCCCAGGCCGAGUGGACCUCCCUGGCUCAAGUGCCACCCUUUCAAAAUCUUUCAUUAGUUCUUCUCCUUCUUCCCCAUCAAGAGCAAAAGGUGGGGAUGAUAGCAAAAUGUGUCCAUCCCUUUGCAGUUAUUCAGGGCUCAACGGCAACCCCUCAAGUGAGUUAGAUUACUGUAGCACGUAUAGACAGCAUUUGGAUGUCCCACGGGACUCGCCAAGGGCUAUUACUUUCAAGAAUGGCUGGCAAAUGGCUCGGCAAAAUGCAGAGAUCUGGAGCAGCACUGAAGAAACGGUUUCCCCCAAAAUCAAAUCUCGUAGUUGCGAUGAUCUCCUAAACGAUGAGUGUGAUAGCUUUCCUGACCCGAAAAUGAAAUCGGAAAGCAUGGGCUCUCUGUUAUGUGAGGAGGACCCCAAAGACAGCUGUCCCCUUCCGUGGGCGUCCCCAUACAUCCAAGAGAGCCGCAGCAGUGGCAGAUCCCGGAUUAGACACAGGUCAGCCCACGAUGCUCCCGGGUUCCUGAAAAUGUACAAGAAAAUGCACCGCAUUAACCGCAAAGACUUGAUGAAUUCAGAGGUGAUCUGCUCAGUAAAGUCGAGAAUUAUGCAGUAUGAAAAUGAGCAGCAACACAGGGGCCUAUUGCAUGGGUGGAGCCAGUCCUCCACUGAGGAGGUGCCCAGGGACAUGGUGCCCACCCGCAUUUCUGAGUUUGAGAAGUUGAUUCAAAAGUCAAAAUCAAUGCCAAAUUUGGGAGAUGAAAUGUUGUCUCCUGUGACCCUAGAGCCACCACAAAAUGGUCUGUGUCCCCAAAGGCGAUUUUCCAUUGAAUCUUUGCUGGAGGAAGAAAAUCAGAGUCGACAUCCUUCUCAGGUACAAAGAAGCUACAAACCUAAAACUCUGGUGCCCAUUCAUAUUGAAGUCACCAGCGAUGAGCAACCAAGAACUCAUGUGGAGUUUUCUGAUAGUGACCAAGAUGGAGUUGUGUCUGACCACAGUGACUUCAUUCAUGUAGAGGGAUCAUCCUUCUGCAGUGAAAGUGACUUUGAUCACUUUUCUUUCACAUCGUCUGAAAGUUUUUAUGGAUCCAGCCACCAUCACCACCACCACCACCACCACCACCAUCACCGGCACCUCAUCAGUUCCUGCAAAGGCCGGUGUCCUGCCUCUUACACUCGAUUCACCACAAUGUUAAAACAUGAACGAGCAAAGCAGGAAAAUGUUGAUGAGCCCAGGAGACAAGAAAUGGACCCUGGCCUUUCUAAACUUGCAUUUCUAGUCAGUCCUGUGCCUUUCCGGAGGAAAAAAAAUCCAACUCCCAAAAAACAGACGGAAAAGUCAAAAUGUAAAGCAUCUGUUAUUGAGGCUCUGGAUUCUGCCCUUAAAGACAUUUGUGACCAAAUUAAAGCUGAAAAGAGGAGGGGAAGUUUGCCAGACAACAGUAUAUUGCAUCGUCUUAUUAGUGAACUGCUGCCAGAUGUUCCUGAAAGGAAUUCAUCACUUAAUGCUCUUAAAAGGAGCCCCAUGCACCAGCCUUUACACCCACUGCCUCAAGAUGGUGCUAUCCAUUGUCCAUUGUACCAGAAUGAUUGUGGGAGAAUGCCUCACAGUGCCUCUUUCCAAGAUGUGGACUCAACCAACAACAACUACCACCAUGACAGUACACUGAAUCUCCAAGACCGUGAGUCCCCUAGAGGUUACCCUUCGACACUGACUGACUUGGGGAGGAGUGCACCAGGGGAAAGAAGAGGAACACCAGAAAAAGAGAAACUUCCUGCAAAAGCUGUUUAUGAUUUUAAGGCUCAGACAUCUAAGGAGUUGUCGUUUAAGAAGGGAGAUACUGUCUACAUCCUCAGGAAAAUUGAUCAGAAUUGGUAUGAAGGAGAACACCACGGCAGAGUCGGCAUUUUUCCUAUCUCAUAUGUAGAGAAACUCAUACCUCCUGAGAAAGCACAGCCUGCGAGACCACCUCCCCCAGCGCAGCCUGGAGAGAUUGGAGAAGCUAUAGCCAAAUAUAACUUCAAUGCAGACACAAAUGUGGAACUAUCUCUGAGAAAGGGAGAUCGAAUUAUUCUUCUUAAAAGAGUUGAUCAAAACUGGUAUGAAGGCAAAGUUCCAGGAACCAACAGACAAGGCAUCUUUCCUGUUUCCUAUGUAGAAGUAGUCAAGAGGAAUCCAACAAAAGGUGCUGAGGACUAUCCUGACCCUCCAAUACCCCACAGCUAUUCUAGUGAUACAAUUCACAGCUUAAGUUCAAACAAGCCACAGCGUCCUGUGUUUACUCAUGAAAACAUUCAAGGUGGGGGGGAACCAUUUCAGGCUCUGUAUAACUAUACUCCUAGGAAUGAAGAUGAGCUGGAACUGAGAGAGAAUGAUGUCAUUGAUGUGAUGGAGAAGUGUGAUGAUGGAUGGUUUGUGGGAACCUCAAGAAGAACCAAAUUCUUUGGUACUUUUCCUGGAAACUAUGUCAAGAGGCUAUGA